AUGUUAAAUGGGUGGUAUACAGGGGAGAAGUGCCAGUCCCACGUCCUGUGCAUUGAUAAUUUUGCCCGGAGUAUUGGAUAUAACACUUCCUCUGACUUGCCUGACAAAGUUUUGCAGUUUGUUAGAGAUCACCCUCUAAUGGAUAAUUCUGUAAAUCCAAUUGGUAAUAGGCCAGUGCUACUGAAAAGGGGUUCAAACUAUACCAGGAUUGUAGUAGACAGAGUCACUGGCCUUGAUAAACAAACAUAUGAUGUUAUGUUUCUAGGAACAGCCGAUGGAUAUUUGCAUAAAGCUUUCAACUGGGAUGGGGAAAUGUUCAUUGUGGAAGAGCUACAACUGUUUCUGUCUCCAGAGCCUGUACAAUCUCUCCAGCUGUCUUCUAAAAAGGGAAUGCUCUAUGCAGGCUCUCAAUCCCAAGUGGUACAGCUUCCAGUUUCUGAAUGCCACCAGUAUAAAUAUUGCUUAGAUUGCAUCUUGGCACGGGAUCCUUAUUGCGCAUGGUCUCAGUCUUCUAAUGAAUGUGUUCUACUGGCAAAUCAAACUGGUAGUAUGAAGAAUUUAAUUCAAAGUGUUAAAUAUGGAGAUGCUUCCAGCUGUCUUAGUGUAGAAAAUAGCGUGAGGAAAUGUCUAUUUACCCUUGGAAAUAACGUUCAUCUCAAAUGUGUUCCUCUGUCAAAUCUGGCAAGAGUAGUGUGGAUGUUUAAUGGGAGCAGACUUCAGGCUGAGGACUCUAAAUACUUCCUCUAUGAUGGAGGAAUAAUGUGCAUAGAGUACAAGGUACAAGACCUCUUCUAG
Messenger RNA from Rhea pennata, 795 nucleotides. RefSeq names its product semaphorin-4D-like. Gene Ontology annotation, cellular component: plasma membrane. The coding region runs from base 1 to 795 and encodes 264 amino acids. The record is from RefSeq and is a predicted model, not a curated record. Gene Ontology annotation, molecular function: chemorepellent activity; semaphorin receptor binding. The transcript has 7 exons. Gene Ontology annotation, biological process: axon guidance; negative regulation of axon extension involved in axon guidance; positive regulation of cell migration. Lineage: Eukaryota; Metazoa; Chordata; Aves; Rheiformes; Rheidae.